GUCCAGGGGAGGGCCGCUCACAGUGGCCCGCUUUCACAGAACUGGCAGCUGUGGACUCGCUGUCCUGCUGGAAAGAGUUUGUUUCUAAUUCUCACAGAAUUGAUUCUGUAAAUUAAACUGAGAAGGAUACACGCAAAAGGCAGACUUGCUGGCGUAACCAUGGCUGCCCCCAAGAAGGGCGAUCUUUCUGCCACAGAAAAGGACCUUUUCCAGGUUAUUUCUGCAGGCAAUGUACAGGAAGCUUCACGGUUACUGGGAUGUAAGGAUGUUCGAGUCAAUUGUUUAGAUGAGUAUGGCAUGACCCCCCUCAUGCAUGCUGCCUAUAAGGGCAAGGCCGACAUGUGCAGGCUGCUCCUGCAGCAUGGGGCUGAUGUGAACUGCAACGAACACGAGCACGGCUACACUGCCCUCAUGUUUGCCGGGCUGUCAGGGAAGACCGACAUCACCAGGAUGAUGCUUGAUGCUGGGGCAGAGACAGACGUGGUCAACUCAGUCGGUCGCACUGCAGCUCAGAUGGCCGCCUUUGUAGGCCAGCAUGACUGUGUGACUGUGAUCAACAACUUCUUCUCCCGGUCGAGACUGGAGUAUUACACGAAAGCCCAGGGUUUGGAGAAGGAGCCCAAGCUGCUUCCGAAACUGGCCGGACCACUGCACAAAAUCAUCAUGACCACCAACCUCAGCCCCGUGAAGAUUGUAAUGCUGGUGAAGGAGAACCCACUAUUAAUGGACGUGGGGUCUUUGGAGAAGUGCCACAAGGUGCUGGACCUGAUCUGUGAGAAGUGCGUGAAGCAGCAGGACAUGAACGAGGUACUGGCCGUGAAGAUGCACUACAUCAGCUGCGUGCUGCAGAAGUGCUGCACCUUCCUCAGGGAGCGGGAGGACAAGUUGGACGCGUUCGUCAAGAGCCUGUUGAAAGGACGGGACAGUGAUGGGUUUCCGCAGUAUCAGGAGAAGUUCAUCCGGGAGUGUAUCCGGAAGUUUCCCUACUGCGAUACAACUCUGCUCCAGCAGUUGGUCAGGAGCAUCGCUCCUGUGGAGAUCGGUAAUGACCCUACAGCCCUCUCGGUUCUGACCCAAGCCAUCACCGGCCAGGUGGGCUUCAUGGAUGCUGAGUUUUGCACUGCCUGUGGAGGAAAGCGGGCCAGCAAAAGGUGUUCCAUCUGCAAAAUGGUGAUGUACUGUGACCCCACCUGCCAGAAACUCCACUGGUUCACACAUAAAAAAGUCUGCAAAAAGCUGCAGGAGCAGAGGGAGAAGCAGGAGGCCAGAUCAGCGCUAAUGAUGGACAAGCAAGCUAACGAAGACAACAAGCCCGUGGAGGAGGCGACUAGUUUGGUGCAGGGACUCGCCAUACAGAAAGAAGAGGAUUCCCCAUCUGACGCUUCAGUUGUCCAGUCUGGUCCAGCAGUCCCUGAUGCGCCUUCGGUCCGGCAGGAAUAGGACUUCCUGGGUAGAGUGUGUAGACUCUGCAGUCUUGACACUGUGACAGUAGCCACAUGAAGCAAGAUCAGGUUGUGUUGACCCGUCAGUGAGACUGCUGGGUGGUAGUGUGAGGAAACCAGUCCAGCAUGGGGGGGAAACAUUCAGGCUUCCGGUUUGUUCCGUACAAAAGGGAGCGCCCAUGAACGCAGCGACGUCACACCAAAGCUCUGCAGCUCACUUGCACACAAGUCAACAGAAGCAUCACCGUUUAUUUGUUCCUUCAGUUGAAUUAUAACGUGGAAGCUGAAAAACUGCAGAUUAUGAAUAUUUUAAUGCAACAUCCUCAAACAAUGUUGCAUUAAACUGAUAAAUGUCAUUUCCAAGUCUUGGGUCAUUUUUGUUUCUGCAUUGUUAGUUAUUCAUGAACACAUUCACAGAGGACAUCCAAAAUAUUUUUCCUUGGUAAGUCGUGGUUUUCACUGGUGGUGAUUCAGUAAGUAGUUCCUGUCGUGGGCUGAAUUUGUGACCAACAUAGUCUUUUUAACUAUGAAUGAAAUGAAAAUUCUAAACAAUUAGAAUUUUCAGUUGACAGGAUAUUCAUAUAAGAACAACAAUCAUAAAGAAUGUAUAACUUUCUGAUAUGAAAUAACUGGCCACUUUUCCUGAAAAUAUUUGUCAUGCAUUGCUAGAACAUUCUAAAGGUUUGAAGGAUGUUAUACAAGUCAUUCUACUACACAGUUGUUUGGUGAAUAAGUAGUAAAUUUCCAACUAGCAGCAGUACCUGUGUUUUGUGCAUAUGCCUUUGCUGACUGAUGUAACAAUAUUUCCUAUAGUUUGUGAAGAUAUUUCUGUCAAGUAUCCAGCUAUAUAUUUGCAUUGGUUGUUAAAUUGGUCAGUCUCCUCAUUUGUAACUUUAGGUUGGACCUUUUGGAUAUAACAUGGUUAUAAGGUCCUAGCCUGGGCAAAAACAGCGAAUUAAAAUGACAAACUAUUACAGAACACAAGGAAAGAACAGCUAAGCAGGCAAGAUAUGCAGCUUCUUGCUGCUUGUCCGGUUCUCUAACCUGAUACCUGGCUGUGAGGCAAAAUGGACAAAAAUAUUGAGUUCUCAAUGUGAGCUCAGAUCUGGGUCUUUUCUUUUUUUCCAGAAUACCGUCUAACCAUUAAAAUGCAUGUAGCCAAAUUGAGCAUUAGUGUAGAUUUUUUGAUACAUGCCAUUAGCUAUGUGGUAUUGAAGGUACACUUGCUAAAUGUGUGUGUAGAAUCACUUUCAACAUCGCUGUGUGUAACCUCCCCACCAUACCCUGAAUGAUGGUAGGAAAAGCCGGGGGGUGUUUUUUAUUUACCACUUGUAAUUUAACUUGGGUAUGUCUUUGUGGUGAUGAGAAUAAAUAAUUUAUAUAAUUGUA
This is a messenger RNA of Paramormyrops kingsleyae, 2831 nucleotides long. RefSeq names its product ankyrin repeat and MYND domain containing 2a (gene ankmy2a). Lineage: Eukaryota; Metazoa; Chordata; Actinopteri; Osteoglossiformes; Mormyridae. The record is from RefSeq and is a predicted model, not a curated record. Gene Ontology annotation, molecular function: protein binding.